This is a messenger RNA of Grosmannia clavigera kw1407, 1617 nucleotides long. RefSeq names its product mtDNA inheritance protein. The coding region runs from base 1 to 1617 and encodes 538 amino acids. Lineage: Eukaryota; Fungi; Ascomycota; Sordariomycetes; Ophiostomatales; Ophiostomataceae. Gene Ontology annotation, cellular component: cytoplasm. The record is from RefSeq and is a predicted model, not a curated record. Gene Ontology annotation, biological process: mitochondrion distribution. The transcript has 3 exons.
AUGCACGAGAUCAUCACACUGCAGCUGGGCCGGCAAAGCAACUAUGUGGCGACACAUUUCUGGAACGCGCAGGAAUCCUACUUUACGUACGGCAAGGACGAGCCGUCGCCGGUCGACCACGACAUCCACUGGCGAGCAGGAAUAGGCGCAGACAAAACGGAGACGUAUCUGCCGCGGACGGUGGUAUAUGAUCGCAAGGGCGGGUUUGGGUCGCUGCGCAAGAUCAACGCCCUGUACGAAGCGGCGCAGGAGGGCAACGACGGCGGCACCAGCAGCACCAGCGGCACGUGGGCAGGCCAGGCGGUGGUGCAGCGAGAGACGCCAAUCAUACCGAGCGCGUACACGCAGAGUCUCGACACGGGCGGCGAUGCAGCCGCGCUGACGCCGUCCAUGGUGCGAUACUGGUCCGACUUUGGCCGUGUUUAUUACCACCCACGCUCGCUCGUCGAGGUCGGCGAUGAGCCCGAGGCUGCCGACGCCGAGCCUGACCUCAGCUGGGCUGCCGGCGAUGCGCUCUUUGCCACGCUUGACCGCGAGCACGACCUGCUCGACCGCGACCUCCGGCCCUUUCUCGAGGAGGCCGACCAGAUGCAGGGCCUGCAGGUGUUGACCAGCAUCGACGACGCCUGGGGCGGCUUCGCGGCCCGCUAUCUCGAGCGGCUGCGUGACGAGUACGGCAAGUCGACCGUGUGGCUGUGGGCGCUGCAAGAACCGGUGGCACGGAUGCCGAGGGCAAAACGUCUUGUCCGCCUCGCCAACAAGGCCCGUACGCUCGCCUCGGCCGCCGGCCAGGCGUCACUGGUCGUGCCCAUCGCCAUGCCGUCGCUGCCGCUGCGCGGAGUCGAGUCCACACUGGACCCGCGCCUGACCUGGCACGUGUCCGCCUUGCUGGCUACGGCCAUCGAGACGGCCACGCUGCCGUCGCGGCUGCGUCGUGGCGGCGACUCGCUCGCCUACAUGACAGAGCUGCUCAACGCCACCGGCCACCAGACCGUAGCCCACCUGCAGAUGACCGUCGGCCAGUCCUGGCGGGCGAUCCGGAAGGCGGCUGCAGCUGCGCAUGCGCAGGACGUCGACAUCGAUGGGCCGGCCGCCGCCCUGCGUCUGAACAUCGACCUCGCACCUCAAGACGAGCCCCGGACGGGCGUCUACGGCCGGCCGGCCGGCAGGCCAAAGAAGACGCGCAUGUUUGGCCAGGCCGUCGUCUCGCGGGGCAGCAGCGACGACAAGAACGAAAAGGACGACGACGACGACGACAACAACAACAGCAACAACGACGACCGCACUCCCGACCGCGAGGACAUGGCUCGGCGCCGUCUCGCCCUCCAGCCCGUCAGCCAGAGAUACCCAGUCGACCUCGGCUUCCCCCUGCUCGACAGCUUCCCCCACAUCUACCAGCUCACAGCAGCACAGCAGACGAGCAUCCGGGUAACCACCGGCCUGGCCACCAACAGCACCGUCGCCGACAGCAUCCAGGGCCUGCGCAGCGUCGUCGUGGCACCGUGGGCCGUCAGCCUGGAAGACCGCGAAGACCUCGGCAACGAGCUCGCCGGCAUGGCUGACGCCUACCACGAAGGAUGGUCCAGCGGCAGCGACGAGGCCGACGAUGACGACUGA